CACUGCAAAAUGUUCUAUCCAUUAGCAGUAGUUUGCUUUAUUUGCUCGUUGUAUUUAGAAGUUGCCGCGGUUAGUAAGCAAAUCAGUUAUGGCCACUACUCCAUUAUGCAGCCUAACACUGUCGAUUUCACUAGAGGAUUCCAAAACUUAUUGCAGCGAGUGCAAACCGAGAGUCGGUUCGUUAGUUACUUUCUGUUAAAGAAUCAUCCGAGUGAUUGUGUGGACGAGCAGCUACCAACGAACUUCGAACUGCCAUUUAUGCAAUUGAAUACGAGCCUUCCGGUGUAUGUACGCGGCACUGGCAAUAGCUUCAUAUUGGCUAUAGUUUGCGUGAAAGUACUCACCAAUAAGGAUUUCUUAUUGGCAUUUGCUAAAGAUCUGCAGCACAUUCGCACCAGACGUGUUUUGGCUAUACACAACGGCGAUCUCGCAUCCAGCGCCAAAUCGGAUAUUGUGACAUUUUUCAAACACUGCGAACAAGUACGAUUUCUUCAUGCUGUGCUUAUACAUCGCGAUUUUGCAACCACACACAUCUAUCAUUCUUACAAUCAAUUUCCCGAUUUCGAAUUGGAAGCUCGCGAUCUACGAUCCGCCACGCCCAUUUAUCCGAAUCGUUUUAUAGACGUACGACGAAAGAGAUUACGUAUAUUAAUUGACCAAGUAGAGCCGUUGACCAUGUUGUACCGAAAGAAUGGUUGCCUUAUCAUAGAUGGUUACAUCGGCUACUUUUUGAAGACAUUCGCCAGGCGAUAUAAUUUUCAACUAUACUUGCCCGAUAACUAUGAAUCAACGGCAGAGCAUGUGCUUUACAUGGAGGAUAUUCGCCAGGCCGCUCGCAAUGAUUCGAUCGAUGUGGGUGCGAGUCUAUCGACUCCGCAAAAGGAAGAAAAUUUACACGAGUACAUCUAUCCGGUCGAGUUUUAUCAAUGGCUAACCAUGCUGCCAGUGGAAGCGCCUUUGGAAACAUUCUACUUUUAUACAAAAAUUUUCGGUCCAGCUGUUAUAGUUAGUCUAUUUGCCAUCGUUUGGUGUUUGUGCGUCAUUGACGCCAUUCAUGUCAACUUGGCAUGCGGCGGAAGUUUAGACGGCAAGCGUCGAUUACUACUCUUACUUAUAAAUCCCUGGCAUUUUGAUUUACUGCGUGGUAUUGUCUGCCAGUCCUCUACCGUUCGUUUUAAUUAUGGCACUCGGCGUAUUAUUUUUAUACUGAUCUUUGCUUUGGGUGGUACAUUGAAUAGCUUCUUUUCCACAAAAUUAGUGAAUUGGUUGACAGUUCCCCCGCGUGAGACACCGAUUGAAGAAUUUAGUGAAGUUGGUGAACGCAAUCUACAGAUACAAGUCUCUCAACCAGAUAUAGCUGAAAUUAAAUUUUACAAAGGCGUGGAAUUUUGGAGAGAACAUAGCCAGAUAUUCGAGAUAGUACCGACUUUUGAUGAAUAUCAAAAAAAUAUACGCAAAUUGGACAACCGUUAUGGUUAUAUAAUGAGUUCAUUGAUGUGGCCAACAAUUGAGGAGCGUCAAAAGUAUUUCCAAUAUCCGUUAUUUCGCUUAUCGGAAAAAUUGUACUACACAAAAGGCGCCCUCCUUAGUUUGCCCAUCAGUGAGAAUUCCAUGUACAAAGACCUAUUGAGUGAUUUUUGUUUGCGUGCACGUGAAAAUGGUUUACUUGUACAUUGGUAUAAAGAGACUUUCUUUACGAUGGUCAGAUUGGGGCGUUUCAGUCUUAAGGAUCCCAGUAGCAGGCACAGGCACCAAGUGCUUACACUGAAGGAGUUCGAAUGGGUCUAA
This is a messenger RNA of Rhagoletis pomonella (apple maggot), 1788 nucleotides long. RefSeq lists its product as uncharacterized. The record is from RefSeq and is a predicted model, not a curated record. The transcript is spliced from 2 exons. NCBI's taxonomy places the organism in Eukaryota, Metazoa, Arthropoda, Insecta, Diptera, Tephritidae. Bases 10 to 1788 code for a protein of 592 amino acids.